AAGCUAAUACGAUGACGUCAGCUUUGAAGCGCUGAACGAAAACAAUCAACCUCGCUCACUUGUGCUCUCGGACUGUACGGCGUAGCAAUUAGAAUUUUACAGUUUAAGUAUACAUUUGUAAAGGCAGUCGGCCUUCAUAGCACAUUUUCCUGUUUUAUUCGUUUGACCAACCCACUAUCCAUUGUGUAGCCCGCGUUACAGCUUGUGCCUGUUAUCUCUCGCGCAACCUCUCCCUAAAAUCAUGUCUUCGAAGCCCAGCGACGAACUAGGUUCGGAAGGGAAAUGGUUUGGGGACGAUUAUGAAAGAAAUGGCCUGUUUGGAAGCACCCCACCCCGGUUUGAUGAGCUACGUGAAGAUUUAAAACCGAAAACCAGGGAGGAGACGAGCGACCUGGAUCAAUUCCAUCAAUUUGAGGACGAUGGGAAAAGGCCUCCCGUUGCUAUGGAAACUACAUCUACAGGUGACGCCUUGUCUGACCUUUUCCGGAAGCCCAUGAGUGAUGAUGGUGACCUGUACACCUCACUCCUGUCCAAUCAGAGCCAUCCCUCAGGCCAGGAUGCCUCUUACCUGUCUGAUGAUCUGAAGCUCUCCUCUGGCCCCUCCUCCCAGGACACCUUCGACUCCUACAGCAUCUUUGGUUCCUCCAACACCAAGACGAUCACUGACCUGGUUGAUGAGAUGCCCAAGUCCCUGCUGGGGGGCUCCGAGUCGAAGACCGAGGCCUACAACUACAUGGAUAUCAGCCAUGGUGAUGACAUCCACAACCAGCACCAGAGCCAGGGGCCCCUGCAUAGCCUAGUAGACACUGGGCUGUCUAGCUUGGACUCCCUGGGAGGCUACAUGGAUAAGAGCCCUGCAGAACUCGAGGAGGAGGAAGAGGAAGAGGAAGAGAACCUGGGCCCGGCGCUUGACUCGCACUCCUUCCCUUACGUAGAGGAGCCUUCUGAGGAUGAGGAGCUGUCUGACUACCGCUCCUACCGUAACCUGGGCACCCCUCAGACCGCUAGCCCUGUGAAGAUCACCCUGACCGAGUCCCACCCCCCUGCUUCUGCCAAACCCACCCCCCCGCAGGCCAAUGUGUCUGACAAUAUCCUCAGCCUGGGCCUGCAGGGUGUUCCCACGGUUACACUCUCUGAGCCAGAGGACGACAGCCCCAACUCCUCCCCCAAUGCAUCCCCAACAGAGAAAGAAUCUCCGUCCCAAGAACUGUUCAAGGCUGUCCCCAGCAGCAAGCCAACCCCAGGCUCCACCAAGACCAGGGAGCAGGAUGGCAGUAGUGCAGAGUCGGGGGACUCUGAGAUAGAGCUGGUCUCUGAGGAUCCUCCUCUGCAGAGCCCCCCCAGCACCAAAUCCAGUAACAACCCCUUUGAGCAGCCUCCCAGCAGCAAGGGAGGUUUCAGCCAGACUGGCAACCCCUUCGACAAUCCCCCCAGCGCUAAGGGGCCCAUAUCCUACAGCAUCCUGAGGGAGGAGAGGGAGGCUGAGCUGGACAGUGAGCUCUUCAUCGAGUCUGCCAAUGAGGAGAGCCCCAAGAGAGAGGGGUCCGGCCCCAAACAGGGGGUCAACACCCCUUCACCUCUGAUCCCCACCGCUGCUCCCCCCGCCUGCCCUGCCCCAGAGGUGGUUCCAGUCGAGCCUGUCACGAGCUCCAUGAUGAAAUCAUCCAAUGACAAGAUCAAGAGCCACAUGAAGAUGGAAGAGGAUUGCCCCACCAAGCCCAAGCCCCCCACGGCUGCCGUGCCCCCGGAGGUGAGGUCUGAGAGGCCCCUCCUGGAUGACAAGCACAUCACUGAGGGGAAGGGAGACCUGACCAAACCUGCUGCGCCAGUCUUUAUGGAGGGCUUUGACAAACAGAAAGCCAUUGACCUGCUCUACUGGAGGAACGUGAAGCAGUCUGGAGCUGUGUUUGGCAGUGUGCUCCUGCUGCUCUUCUCUCUGACCCAGUUCAGUGUGGUCAGUGUGGGAGCCUACUUAACCCUGGCCGCCCUCUCUGCCAGCAUCAGCUUCAGGAUCUACAAGUCUGUGCUUCAGGCCGUGCAGAAGACCGAUGAAGGGCACCCAUUCAAAUCUUAUCUGGAGGUGGAGAUCUCUCUGUCCCAGGAUCAGAUCGGUAAAUAUGCUGACAAGGCUCUGCUCUACGCCAACACCUGUAUGAAGGAGCUCCGUAGGCUGUUCCUGGUCCAGGACCUCAUCGACUCACUGAAGUUUGCUGUCCUGAUGUGGCUGCUGACCUAUGUGGGCGCUCUCUUCAAUGGCCUGACUCUGCUUAUUCUGGCCGUGGUGUCCAUGUUCAGCAUGCCCAUUGUCUAUGAGAAAAAGCAGGCACAGAUUGACCAAUAUGUGGGACUAAUACGGACCCAAGUGAACUCUGUGGUGGGGAAGAUUCAGGCGAAGAUCCCCGGGGCCAAGCGAAAGGAAGAGUAGACCUGAGUCUUGCUAACAGUGGAGCCCAGCUCAGACUCAGUGGCAGACAGCUUGAUCAUUGUUGGAUAGCCUUGUCAUUAUCUGGGGGUAGUACUAUGUCAUCUAGAAGGUGUUCUCUAAAACCAACCACUGGAGAAGCCUUGACCCCAAAACUGUCUAGAAUGGUUAACACACACAGUAAAUCACCCAUGUUCAAGAUAAGUCUAGGUAGACAAGUACACAAUUUGGAAGAAAAUGUCUUUUUAUUUUGUGUUGCUUGUUAUUAAGCGCAUGAAGUCAAGCCUUGAGUAAAUAUUAUUUUGUAUCUUUCGUGCAGUUCUCACACUAGUUUUUAUUUUCCUUCAGUACUUACAACAAACUAAGGUUUGGCACAAAAAAGCGAUAUGCCUACAGAAAUGCUCUGCUGCCAAUGUUAAAUACUGCUUCAGUUAGCUGGUGGGGCUUCUCUCAGUAUAUAUAGUCAAUAUAUAUACAUUUCAAAAUGAUUUCCUUUGUGUUUUCAAGCACAAAAUAAUUUGAUGUAAUUGUAUUUUUUUUUGCAUAACUAUGUAACUACACACUAUCAUGUUUUAGGUACUGUUGUUCAACUACUAUGAAGACAAGGAUUAUCUGAUGAUAUUUAGCUUGUUUGAAUUAACUGUCCAACUUUGUACAAUGUUCACCUAUACUCAAUGUAGUUCUUAGACCCUGGUCUAACUAUUUGCACUUACAGUAUGUAUUUAAUUACAGAAUAAGACAAAUAAAUGUUCCUUGAUGUAUAAUGUUA
Messenger RNA from Oncorhynchus kisutch (coho salmon), 3191 nucleotides. It is a transcript of the gene rtn1a, whose product is annotated as reticulon 1a. Bases 242 to 2425 code for a protein of 727 amino acids. Lineage: Eukaryota; Metazoa; Chordata; Actinopteri; Salmoniformes; Salmonidae. The transcript is spliced from 9 exons. Gene Ontology annotation, biological process: brain development; endoplasmic reticulum tubular network formation; neuron differentiation. Gene Ontology annotation, cellular component: endoplasmic reticulum membrane; neuron projection; postsynaptic density. The record is from RefSeq and is a predicted model, not a curated record.